AUGGGUGACAACUGGCUUAGCAAGCAAGUCCAAGGUUAUGUCGCAGGCGCCGGCAAGGUGGCUGGCAACAUUGUCUAUGGCGUAGGCAGCGGUGUCAACAAUGUUGGUAGUGGAAUUGGCAACAGCAUCACCAACACCACUCGAUACUGGGGCCAGGGCGUUGCUGGCUAUGGCAACAACAUCAAGGAUGCCGCUCGUGCUGGAGGGCCUCGCGUCCCUACUGGUGGAAACCCUCUCGGCUUGAGCGGCGUCGGAUCCAGCAAGACUUUGAUGCCUGGCGGAAAACUGCCUCCCGGUAGCGGACAACGCAAUGCUGGCAAGGGCACCGCAAACAAUCCUCUGGGCUUGUAG
Messenger RNA from Aureobasidium pullulans EXF-150, 351 nucleotides. RefSeq lists its product as uncharacterized. The record is from RefSeq and is a predicted model, not a curated record. Bases 1 to 351 code for a protein of 116 amino acids. Lineage: Eukaryota; Fungi; Ascomycota; Dothideomycetes; Dothideales; Saccotheciaceae. The transcript is spliced from 2 exons.